AUGGUGGAUCUUCCAGCAGUUCUCAUAGGGCUUGAGUUCUUGGCCGAUACUAAACCGCACCACCGCCGACGCAUCCUCAAACAGGCGUUCAAGCAGCUGCCGGCUGAGACGCAGAAUAAAGUUUACGGCCUGCACCGAGGCACGUCACAAUAUGAGGUUGACUCCAUCCUGGGGCCAAACUCAAACACUGUUGUCCUGGCAGAAGGCGAGGUACAUGUCGGUCUGUUUACCGAGGCUGCAAGGAUCAAUCACUCCUGCAGACCAAAUGCGUUCUACCGGUUCUCCGAGCGGAGGCUGACCAUGGAGGUCGUGGCCUACCACGCCAUUGAACCAGGGGAAGAGAUCGUCAUGAGCUACGUGCCUAUCGAGACCCCAAUAGAAAAACGCAGGUCGUACCUCAAGGAACACUGGGGGUUCGACUGUGCCUGCUCGCUCUGCCGCGCACCUCAGGAAGUCAUUGACGAUUCCGAGAGCCUGCGGCGGCGGAUCAAGGAUCUAAAAGCCACAAUCGCAGACGCAAAGGCCGAAGGCUUCUACCAAGAUGCCAUCAACAUGGCCGAGGAAUGGCUCAUGUUCUCCGAGGAAGAGAGGGUUCCGCCACUGGCACCGGAGUAUCAUGACAUGAUGGCCGACCUGUACUUGCUCAACGGCGAUUUUGUCAACGCCACGAGGCAUGCUCGCAUGGCUGUUGAUGGCUGGGCUAGGUUGGGAAGUGUCGAUGACGAGGGGUUGGAGAAGGCGAGGGUGUUUCUUCGGCGGGUGAAUCAGAUGAAUGACAAGGAGAAAUACUAG
Molecule: messenger RNA, 792 nt
Organism: Canariomyces notabilis
Lineage: Eukaryota; Fungi; Ascomycota; Sordariomycetes; Sordariales; Chaetomiaceae
Exons: 4
Coding region: 1-792 (263 amino acids)
Molecular function (GO): protein binding
Source: RefSeq, a predicted model, not a curated record